Molecule: messenger RNA, 3732 nt
Organism: Bathycoccus prasinos
Lineage: Eukaryota; Viridiplantae; Chlorophyta; Mamiellophyceae; Mamiellales; Bathycoccaceae
Exons: 1
Coding region: 1-3732 (1243 amino acids)
Biological process (GO): ubiquitin-dependent protein catabolic process; protein ubiquitination
Cellular component (GO): nucleus
Molecular function (GO): zinc ion binding; ubiquitin protein ligase activity
Source: RefSeq, a predicted model, not a curated record
AUGGACGACGACGACGAUAAAGAAGUUCAAAACGCAUCCGCGACGGUCGCGUUACCCGCCAACUCCACCCCGCGUUCUCUUUCCCUCUUAAACAACCCUCUUCUCGAUCAAUUUCCCUCGCAUUUGUUCCACGAAUCCUUCCGGAAGAGCUUUUUGCUCGAACUCGACCAGUUGUGUUCUCUCGCCUGGGAGAUUUCCAGGAUGGAAUACGAAGACGAAAAAGACCACGAGAAAGACGACGACGAAAAUUUGACUCUGACGUUUCACGAAAAGAUUGAAGUUUUAAACGCGCGAUGGAAUUUCUUCGACGAUUUGUACUCCGAACACACCAAGUGCGAAGAUUUGACCGUCUUUCCGGAACUGAACUUACGAGUGGCGAACGUGACGAAAGCGUACGAAUUAGAACACGAAGCCGAGGAGUGGCUGUUCGAGGAAGUUGGAGGACUGGUGAAGACAGUUUGGAAAGAAACGAAUGAUACUGAUGGGAGUCGUGAGAGAAAAGGAGGCGACGGCGUAAACGACGUCGACGUUUUGGCGAAGACGAGGAACGAAAAUGAUUUCGGGAAGAGAGAGUCGAUAAAGUUAGUCUUAGCGAAAGCGGCGAGAGGAUUACACGCGACGAGAACGAUGUUGAAAGCGCACUUGGCGAAAGAAAGCGCGCACGUUUUACCUCUGUUGAAAAAACACUUCUCCGAAGAGGAGCAGGCGAAGAUGACGUGGUCGUUUUUAGAAAAGUUUCCCGCGGAGAAAGUGACUGGGAUAUUAGAGUGGGUGUUUGGAGAGAUGAUGAUGGGAGAGGAAGAGCACAGAGGUGGAGAGUAUUUGGAGAGUUUAGAGAUGUAUUUAAGAGCGCCAAAAGUGAAAACGUGCGCGGAAGCGAUGGCGUUGAAAUCGAAAUUGAAGAAAAUGAUUGAAGACGUUCGAGCGAACGACGAGGAAGAGUACGAGAGGAUGAAAGAGCGAGUCGAAAAAGCGCCGAUUUUAUCGCUGUUGUUUGAAAAAGAAGGCGGCGGCGAAGAGAUGAUGAUGAUGAUGAACAACAACAACAACAACAAGACGGCGGCGACACCUCCUCCUCCUCCUCCAAACAACCGAAACAGACGAAACCGACACAAAAAAUCCGCCUCUUUGUCCUCGAGACAAAAGCGAGACAAAAAGAACAAGAAGCUUCCAAUCGAUCACAUCUUUCAGUUUCACGAUGCCUUACGCGUAGAGUUGAAUCGAAUGGAGACGGAGAUUUUACAACUCCCGACCGAUGGCGCGUCGAGUUCCGACGCCAAACUCGUUCGAGAAAUUGAAGGUCGAUUUGUGUUUUUACAAGGCGUCUACGAGGCGCACUCCAAAUCGGAAGACGAGGUAGUCUUUCCUCAGUUAGAGAAGAAGAAAGCUUUAGUGAACGUCAGUCACUCGUACACUCUCGACCACGAGCACGAGUCGGAGUUGUUCGAGGAGAUGUUGUCGUUGAUUGAAAAAUUGAAGAAACACGUCAAUCGAGAGAUUUUGAAGGAAGAAGAGAGGAGGACGAAGAAGAAUAAAACGACGACGCGCAAUAGUAUCAGAAACAAAAAGAAGAAUAGGAAAGGCGACGAUAUAGAAGAAAAAAACGAAGAAUUAGAAGUAGAAGAAGUGGAAGAAGACGAUAGCGGCACCAUCGUGAGGAAACUCCAAGAGACGUGCGUCGCUUUAAAAGUCUCCUUGGAAACGCACGUGAAAAACGAAGAGGACGAAUUAUGGCCGUUGUUCGAGGAACACUUCACGAUCGAAGAGCAAGAAACGUUGGUUGGAUUAAUCAUCGGCCAAACUGGGGCGGAGGUUUUGAGGGCCAUGCUCGAUUGGGUUCGCCGAUCGCUCGAUAGCGAAGAGGCGUUGGUGAUGAUGGCGAAUAUGAAACAGGCGACAGAAAAUACGAGGUUUGCGAAAUGGCUGAAUACUUGGAUGACUGGAGAGGAUCCAGAAGCAGUCAGAGUGCUAGGUUUAAAGAAAAGAGGGGUUUUAACGAUUCCAGAGAAAGCGGACUUAGAAGAGAAGGAGCAAAAGAGAAGGAAGAUUGAUGCCACCGCCACUACCAACGACAACAUCGACGACGCGAAGAAGAAGCCGUCGUCGUUCGCUUUGACUGCGAAGAAGCAAGACGAAGAAGAAAAGCGUCGACAAGAACAACACGAACAACGACACCAAAUUAAUAAUAAUUGUCGUGAGCCGGACGAGGACGAGAUUUCCGACGCGACUACCGCGACGAACACGCACGUUUUGGGCGGCCACGGCGUCAGGCAAGUCAGCGAGUAUUUCGACACGUUGCGCAAAUCACAAUCCGCUGAUAAGUUGCUCUCCACGUCCACAUCAGUCGAGAACCAAUCCGAGGGCGGCGAUGACACGUCCAAAGAUGCGUCGCACAGUAACCAAACGGACACCGGUAUUUUUAAACCCGGUUGGUCGGAUAUUUUCAAAAUGAACCAACGUCAGUUGGAAAGCGCGAUACACAUUUUGAAUCGAGACGAUACGCUCGCGCCGAGUAGGAAAGCGUAUUUGAUGCAAAACUUGUUAGCGAGUCGAUGGAUUACCGGGAACCAAAAGAUUACCGAAGAUAAGAUGGAGUUGGAUGCCAUGAUGAUGGUUGAUGGAGGAAACAAAAGUGGGAACAACAACAACGCCACCACUACGAAUAACAACAACAACAACAACACCAACGCGAUGCGCGCGGUGUCGGCAUCCGCCGAAGAGGACGACUCGAACAACACCAACGAGAACAAGAACAUCUCACCGUCGUUGAAAGCUGUGCCAAACUUCACGCUUCGCGGUGGCAUCGGUUCGGGUGAUAAAAAGAAAGGCGCUACCGCGGAUCAACCAAUCGUCUGUUACGCGUGCCCUCCUCCGUCUAAAACAAACGCCGAAAAGCAAACGGUAAACAAAGCAAAAGAGAGCGGCGGCGGCGGCGGGAACAACACCACCACCAACUACAAACACGAAAACUGCCUCGGAUGCAAACACUACCACCGAAAGUGUAAAAUCGUUCCAACGUGUUGCAACGUCCCUUUCCCGUGUCGUUUUUGCCACGACGACAACUCCGACCACGCCAUGGACCGAUACAACACGAAAGAAAUGCAGUGCAUGAAGUGCGCGUUGAUCCAACCCGUCGCCAAGAAUUGCAAAAAGUGCAACGUCGAAAUGGCCAGAUACUUUUGUAAAGUCUGCAAUCUCUUCGAUGAUUUACAAGACGGCAGACACAUCUACCACUGUCCGUUUUGCAACGUCUGCCGAAAAGGUAAAGGUCUCGGCCAAGAUUUCUUCCACUGCAUGAAAUGCAACUCGUGCGUCUCUUUAGUCAUGGGCCCGCACGAGUGUCUCGGCAAACGCUCGAGCAUGGAGAGCGAAUGCCCGGUGUGCAAAGACUUCAUGUUCGAUUCCGAGACGCCGGUGAAAACGUUACCGUGCGGACAUUUAAUGCACACGUCUUGCUUCGAAACGUACACGAGGCAUUACUACACCUGUCCGCUCUGCCGCAAAUCUCUGGGCGAUUUCACCGUCUACUUUCGAAUGCUCGACGCGAUUUUAGCGGACGAGAGGCAGAAGAAAAAAGCCGAAGAAGAAGAUAAAGAAGAUAAAGAAGAAACCAAAGAACAAAAGCAGCAAAAGGUCAAAUGCAACGACUGCGCGGAAGUGACGAUGGCGGAGUUUCACUUCGUCUACCACGCCUGCGGGAAAUGUCGCUCGUACAAUACCGUGGUAGAAUAG